Molecule: messenger RNA, 1224 nt
Organism: Darwinula stevensoni
Lineage: Eukaryota; Metazoa; Arthropoda; Ostracoda; Podocopida; Darwinulidae
Source: the annotation of a GenBank genome assembly
AUGAUGCAUUUUCUAUGCGGGGUGAUACGCCAGAAUCAUACGCCUGGCCGAAGAAACCGGAUAAAAGGAGAGAAAACUUACGAUGAAGAACUUGAGACCGAAAAGGUACAGGCCGCCACGAACGGACCCGAAGAAUACGGUCGCAUCCGGACGCACAGUAUAGAAGAACGAGUGUUCGACCCACAUCCCAGGGGACUGAACGCGAACAGCCUUUUUCUUCGACCGAGAGAGCCUCACCUCGACCGAGAGAGCCUCACCUCGACCGAGAGAACCUCACCUCGACCGAGAGAGCCUCACCUCGACCGAGACAGCCUCACCUCGACCCGAAGACGCACGUCCCUGUGCUCGCUCGUGGCCUCCUUGGAGGCGAUCCAGACGAGAGGAUUGGAUUCUUCGAGGCGAUGCCGAACCGGUCGUCAGGAUCCCCAGACCUCACGGGUCACAUCUUGCGGUCCGACGACGCUUCGCUUCGAACCGUCCCGUCGACCCUACCGUUCUCGGAGGGAAACCAUUAACCAUUUCCCUGCACGUACAAACGCGAAUGGCCGAGCUCGUGCUGCCAUCUUCCAAAUCAACGCGUCAGAUGAGGGUGAAGUGUUGUCGAUGGAGCCCGGUCAGUUCGUUUUCCGGAACCUCUCGCGACUCGUCCUGGAAGACGACGCCGAUGACGUCACGACACGAAAGCUAUAUAAGGGCCAGGACGAAUGCAUCGACACGACCGACCCCCCGCUCCCCCCGUGCCACUGCGGGCUGUCCACGUGCGACUACGAGUCUCCAAACGAUGUUCAGUGCUUCAUCCGGUGCCGGGAGGCUUUCCCUAACGAUAUCGUGGUCGGUGUCUGCCCGUCCGAAGGAAACGACUGCCUCUGCUUCUGCAACGACAGGGCCCAGAUCCCUCCGGACUGUCCAGGGCAGGUGAACCUCCUUCCAGCACCAAGAACGCAGGAUAUCCACUGCAGCGUGGAUAUCUCGUUCAAACCUGUCUCCAGCAGUUUGGUCUCCUGCUGGGAAGAACUGCAUACCCACCCACCCCUCCUCAGGGAGGGACCACUCCUCCUCCACAUAGCAAAAAUGAGGAAUGUGGCUGCUCGAAGCCGAGGGGGAUGUGACCACUCGUCCCUGCUGAAAAAACCUCAUGAGAAUCUCAAAAGGAAACCUCAUGAGGUUUUCGGGCAGAGGUCUCAUGAGAAUGACCUCAUGAGGUUUGAAACAGAUAUCUCAUGA